Molecule: messenger RNA, 264 nt
Organism: Fusarium tjaetaba
Lineage: Eukaryota; Fungi; Ascomycota; Sordariomycetes; Hypocreales; Nectriaceae
Exons: 1
Coding region: 1-264 (87 amino acids)
Source: RefSeq, a predicted model, not a curated record
AUGUGUCUUCCGUUCUUCAGACGAAAACGAGAUGAGAAGGAUGAUUACUACGCAAACAAUUACAAUACUGCUAAUAACGCCAACCAGGGAGCUGCGUACAUCCGACUUCUAGGCGCUGGUCAUCACUUCGUUGGAGACUGGGACCAGGGUGGUCAUAGUGUUGGGGGCGAAGGCGGAGGCGGGGAUGCCGGUGCAGGAUGCGACAGCUAUGGCUGUGAUAGUGGGGGCGGAGGAGAUAGUGGUGGAGGAGGUGGAGGAUGUUGA